This is a messenger RNA of Hippocampus comes (tiger tail seahorse), 5514 nucleotides long. It is a transcript of the gene prmt2ip, whose product is annotated as chromosome unknown C15orf39 homolog. The transcript has 3 exons. The record is from RefSeq and is a predicted model, not a curated record. Lineage: Eukaryota; Metazoa; Chordata; Actinopteri; Syngnathiformes; Syngnathidae. Bases 370 to 4056 code for a protein of 1228 amino acids.
UCCGUCCUCACUCUGUUCACUUCUCACAACAGAAAAAAAAAAAGAACGCGUGGACAUCCGCAGGGCGCGGGAAAGUCUUUUCGGGCAGACCACACCACCACAACAAGGGUCUGGCUACGUUUUAAUUUUAUAAUUAUUUAUUUGUAAUAUUUUCUUCCACCGGAUAUUUUGGGGAUAUUCCUCCCUUUGAGCUGCUGGCAAACCAAAUGUUUCUCCCCCCUAUUUUGGACUUAUCUCACAUGGGAGUUUUCUUUUUUUUUUUUGUCGAAAGUGCCGCGUGACAUCUCAGCUCGAGGCUUGGCGUCACACCAUCAAAGCCUGACAACAAGAUGAGCAACCAGUGAAAGUCGACGCCGUUUUUAAGCCACGAUGCCUUUAUUUGACGAAACCGUGGCAUUUGCUGGACUGUCAAAGUCAUCAGACAUGUCUGGCUUUAUUGUCAAGCCGAUGUUCCAUUACGGUGGGGCCCAUGUUUCCUACAACCCCCGAGAAAAGGACGCAGCAGAGUUUACAACACCUUGGACUAACUCAAGCGCGUCUCUGCUGGACGCAGGAAGUCCGAUACAUCAGGCGCCCGGGAUGAAAACGGGCGGCGACCAUUCAUCUCUCUCUGACAAUCCUGUUUAUCUGGCGAUUCCAAAAGCUCUGUAUGUCCAUAAACCUUGCUGCCAUGAUCUGAGUUGCAUGAUGGGACAUCGGUACAGCUUGGAGCACGGUCAGACGGCAGCCCCUGCUGAAAUCGAGCAUGACUGGACUCCCGGGGAGGCUUACCGCAACCAGAGAUCAGCCAUCCAGCGAAUUGCACAAGAGAAACUGCAAAGUUUACAGUUGGAUCCCGGUGAAGAACAAGUCAAGCGGAUGACCGCAGAAAGCUUGAACAGAGGAAGGCCGACUCGAAUGGAGCCUCGCUGUUGCGGCUACCCCCGCAUGCCCCCUCUUCCCAUGCUCACAUCUUUAAGUGAGCAAAGCCGACAUUUACAGCCUCCCCCCAGAGGCUACGCAGGCCUUCACCCCUCCCAUGCAACAUAUGAGCAUAUGACCUCAGAGCUUUAUCAAGAAUGUUCUCCCGUGUCCAAAUAUGGUCAUCCAACAAAGCGCCCAAUGUUUUACUACUCGCAGGCCAACGUGGAGGUAGAAAGCAGAACACACUGCCCGGAUGUUGGCGGUGAGCAGAAAGAAGACGUUGCCGUUCGGAAAAGCGCCAUCCCGACCCCUCGGGAGCAUUAUGCAUUCCCUCCAACGCUUUACGGCGACAUCCCUUUGUUUUUGCACAGCACUGAAGCGCAAGCAAAUCACUCCUUUGUGCAGGGCUUCGGCUAUCCGUGUUAUGCGCAUCCUGGUUUUCAUGUAAGUCAAGUCCGAAACGUUGAGAGGCAGCGUGCGCCGCCUGGGCUGCCUUCUCACAGAAUCAGCGUGUCGCCAACGGACAAACGUUUACCCACCGCAGCCGGAAUUCAAAAGAGCAACAUCAACCAGCAUGUCGGAGCAUUGGACGCCCCCCCUGCUUUGCCGCGGAUGGACCCCAUCGGUCCGACACGACCUGCAGGUCAUUCCGUGUUGCCUGCCCACUUUCAAAUUAGCAGGCUGUAUCCUUCCAUCACCAGUCAACUUGAUCAUCAGAUGGAUCAACCGGUCCUUUCGCCGUCUGGCUUGACUCAAGAGAGACCGCUGGACUAUUCUUUGUAUGGAGGUCAGCGUACGUGCUCCAAACAUCCCAAAGACCUCCCAGCUUCCCCCAAGACGCGGCUUCCGCAAUCCCCCAAACAAACGCCCGAUUGCCUCUAUGCACCCUUAAUCAACAGGCCAGAAUUUGAAACAGUCCUUGCAUCAGGUAGUAAACCCAACGGAGCUCCGUGCAGCUUUGCCGAUUGUGUUCUCGAAGACAGUCUGAAGCGACGUUCCCCAUCACUUAUAAAAAUCAAAGAAGAGGCGCCGGAUUCACAUGAAAGUGACUCGCUUACAAAGCGACAAAAGUUGGAAAUUGAGGAGGCCCUCAAAGGAAAUCAAGAGGAGUCUCCUCAAAUGCCGGUUAUUGACAGUGUGUUUAGCCUGGCACAUGACGGAGAACACCUAAAACCUCCUGGAGUGUUCGUUUCAGACGUCGAACCUCAGAGAGGGAAAGAGUUGUCUGAACAUUGUAAAGUCGAAGCCACAACACCCCUUAAAAAAAUAACACCUAGUCCAGUGAGACCACCCGCUUGUAUGAGUCCAGAGAGGUCUCAAGUCCAAAUGAUUGAACCCGCAAAGAUCAAAAUUGAAAAGAUAAAUCAAUCGUACACAUGUGACGCUCGUAGUGAGGCCGCUCGUAGCCCAACACAGGAUCAAAUCAAACUUGAACCCGAAGAUGCAACUCUGUCAGACACCAAAUCCAUGCUAGUCACUCAGAUAUGUGAACCCGAGAAUCUUGAAUGGAAACCUUCACCGGUCGAGGUCAACAUUUCUUCAGAGAGCCCCAAACCGCCAAUCUCCUCUCCGGGUAACGCCAGCGCAACGGAGGAGCAGGAAACCAACACUGAGCCGAAACCUUUCAGUCCACCGCAACCACAGAAACUCAAAUUUGAUCCCAAAACCAUUCCAACUGAGUGCUUAAAGCUUAGCUCCACCAGCAAUAUCCGUCUCCCCGAUCAGAACGUCUGUCAUCCAGCUGAACAACAAGAAACACCCGUGCAAAUUCAGGAUGAAACAACACCAAGGAAACGAAGAUCUGUUCGUAAGCAUUUCUUAGAGCUGCAUCGCGCCCUCUGCAAGCAGAUAUCCAAAUGUGUGUCUGCCACUUCAGAGCAAGAGCUCCGAACCUGGCUGUCUCAGCUGGGACUGGCGGAAUCCUCGUCAACCAAAGUCCAGAAAGUUUCCUGCAUGUUGGGGAUUCAAGCCAGGGACAAGUGGCUCAAUCAGGAGAUCUGUUCUGCUCUUCAGGAGGUGCUGGACAGGUUGAGGGAAUACAUCGCAUAUGAGCGCUGCCCUUUUCCACACGUCAUGAGAACGGGGGCGGUGUUUCUCCCUAUGCUCGUGGUGAAAGAAAUCCUUUUCCCCGUGGUGCCGGGCACCUUCAUCGACCAAGUCCUGCAAGAACACAAGGUGGAACUGCGGCCCACGACCCUCUCCGAGGAGAAGCUCCUCACCCAGCUUCACAAACCCUGCUCGUCGCGACUCAGGAGGCUGAUGUCGCUCAAACACUUGCCCGACGUCUACGCCGAUGUCAUCAACCUCUUGUAUUACUCCAGUGUCUGCAAGCACCUGGGAGUAGACGUAGAGACUUGGGAAGGCUGGAACAUCAGUAGCAGCUCUUCACCAGCAGAGGACACCAAAGCCAAAUCUCACGAGAGGAGCGUUACCAAGGCAAAAAGCAGGGUGAAGAGCAGUUCCAGGCGCCUCUUUCUGGACGACGGCUUGUCUGACGACGAAGACAAUAACACACAAAAGCACGCUGAAAGAGAAUCGGACAAGACAACCAGCAGUGAAGAUGCUUUACCCGCAGAUGAUUCCUGGACUCACCCUUUAACUUCAGACAACUUUGCCAAUAGCGAUGUUGAACCAGAGAAAUCUUCCAGUUUCUCGGCUGCAUUCCAGCUGGCGUCCCACAAGAGUUCGGGAAUGUUCGUCAAGCUGAAAAGCAAGGAGGCCGAGCGUAGAUGCGUGAACGUCAGGUGGCAGCGCACGGGAAGCACGAGCCGAAGCCUGCGUCCCCUCAGCGGCUCGCGAAAGCGAAAGACGAGAUCACUUUUGAAAAUCAAGUACUGUCCCUACCUGUCGGCCUGCCACAGUGCCGAGCGCAGGCGCCGCUGGGUUCUACGCUCGGCUGUGCGUCGCGCAAGUGGGGCAUUGAGACUUACUUACCCGGACCUGGUGGGCAAGAGGAUCCGACACCUAUACGAGGAGGAUGACAAGUCUGAGGUGUGGUACCGAGGGGAGGUGAUGCGGGUCCACGAGGCUCACAGCAACCCCCUGAAGACCAUCUUUGAGGUGCGCUAUGACAGCGAGCCCGAGUGGAAGUACUACCUGGAGCUGCUCAUUGACUACAAGAAAGGAUGGCUCACUGUUGAAGAAGACAAAUGACACGACAGCAGGGGUCACCGCCACAAAUUGGGACACAAAUAGGGAGCCCUUAACACUUCGACAGAGAAUCUAUGGGCCUGAUUUCCUAAAGAUUUGCGCGUUCAAACAAAGCGGAUGCAUACUGAUGUGGAAGCUAUUUAAUGGAGUGCUAGUAGGAUUUUAGUAAUCUAAGUUUUUAUCCUGGUAAGGCAAUUGACAACAGAUUCUCAUUUGCGAUGCCAAGCAAAAUGGACAAAAAGUCAACAGUACAGUGUGAUGUAGUUACACAAUAAAUCACAUCACAUGAAUAAUGUGAGAAUAAAAGGUUCAAAACGGGCUAAAAUCAAGUGCAGCAAAUCAUGUAUGUACCGUAUCGCUUGGCAGCUUUUUGAACAAUUGCUGCCAUAAAUUAGGUUGAGUUUUGUUUGUUGCAGUGUGAGUUGAGAAAAGUCAAGAGUUGCCUGCUAAAGACAAUAACUUGCCAUGUAGUUAUUUCAUGUUUUGUGGGAGAACACCACUGGUGGGAGGCCAAAACCCCCUGCCAAAUUAUGGUCAAUUUACAUUUUUAUAAAUCGAUACUAUUGGUCAGUUCCCUCAUGGGUGUAAAGUUUUUGUUUUUUAAUCAGAGAUGCAAGUAAACCUUUGUAGAGAUUUUUUUUUGCUCUGGUUCCCAAGGUUUUCAUAUGUAAUGUUAAUAUUCAUGAAUUAAGGAUAAGGAUCAGCAGGUGGAUUUUUUUUUGCCUGAAACAUCAUGGUUGUAAUUAAUGCUUAGUAAAAUCAGAAUUGUGCAAGCUUUAAAAAAAGUCAACCAAAGUAUCUCAAAAACCUGAUGUGCUGAAAAAAAUGUCAAGACUUGGAAAUCAUUGAAAGAAAAUAUUGAGGGACACAAAGCCAUCUCGGAUUAAAAUUUCCUGUUGACCAGUGUUACUGGCCAGCGUUGAAAAUAGGCAGGUGAUUUUUGAUGACACAAUGUUAGUUUUUUGAGAUGCAAGGUUUCCAUCAGACUUUCCCCAAAAAAGUCAUUUGGGCGCUUGUAACUGACCUACUUGGGAGCUUAUCAUGUGGUGCGACGUCAUAUUACUGAUGACGACACACCUUGGCGGCUGCAGGUCAUGUGAUUUUUUCUCACCUCACAACUCAGUGCAAUGGCUUCUGUGCCUGGGAUUUUCAAUGUCAUUAAAUCAGAGAAUAAGUGCGUUUUGCAGUGCCUUAAAUAUUGACCAAUUUAACAGUGAAAAUGUUUUCCCCUACUGUGUAGAACUGUCCCUGUUCUAGAAUGUAUUUUACCAAACUGGAGUAAAGUUACCUGUUGUCUUUUUCAUGACCUCUUUUUGUAUUGCAUCUGAAAGCGGGUUCAGAUGUCGAUGUCGUGUCUGUGACAAGGGCCAAGGCCCUAUUUUCUAAGAGAUGUUUGUAUUUUAUAUUGGUCACUUCAUACUGUGUCUCACCAAUUUGUCUUUAAUAAAUGUUUGGAUUGCU